AGGGGCAGUGAUAAAUUAAAGCAAGCCAAACACACUUAUCAAUCAGGUUUCUUCCUAGAGAAGGAGAAAAGAAAGAUAGGGACACCCCAUGAAAGAUAAAAUGUUGCAAAGAGAUACAUGAGAAAAAGACCGGACCCUCUUCUUGUGGCAACUUAUAUAUUACUUUGACAAGAAAGCUUUGAUCUUUCGCUACUGUGUGAACUUGUCCAUAUAGUAUUCUUUUUGUCCAUAGAAUCCCAAUUAGAAAACAGAGUUUCAGCUUCAGAGAAGGUGAGAAUGGUCUAAGAAGCCUUGCAUGGCGAGCCAAAGAAUUGGAGAAACGGGUUUGUCUGAGUCGGGACCUUCAAGUCACCAUGUUCCUUAUGGAGUUCUUCAUGGGAUUAGUACUUCAUCAGGCCUAAUCAAUCAAGGGUCUGCUUUUGAUUUUGGGGAGUUGGAAGAGGCAAUUGUUCUGCAAGGAAUUAAGAUAAGAAAUGAUGAAGCCAAAGCAUCAGCUUUAUUCACAGGCAGGCCUUCGGCCACACUGGAAAUGUUCCCCUCAUGGCCAAUGAGAUUCCAGCAAACCUCAAGAGGAGGUUCAAAGUCCGGAGGGGAAAGCACUGAUUCAGGAUCAGGAGUGAACACUCUUUCAACCAAAAAUGAGCUAAGAUUUGAAACAGAAUCUCCAAUAAGCAUAAAAGCAUCUCCUUCAGAUCAUCAUCAGGCUUUUGAUCAGCACCUUCAACAGCAGCAGCAACAACAACAACAACAACAGGAGACAGCAACAGCAGGCACAUCAUCACAGAAUCAAUCAGCAGCCAAAUCACCUCAAGAAAAGAGGAAAGGAGCUGGUUCCACAUCAGAGAAGCCACUUGAUGCAAAGACACUGAGACGUUUAGCUCAAAACAGAGAAGCUGCAAGGAAAAGCCGUCUCAGGAAAAAGGCUUAUGUGCAGCAACUAGAGUCAAGUAGAUUAAAGCUCACCCACCUUGAACAAGACCUUCAAAGAGCUCGCUCUCAGGGUGUGUUUAUGGGAUGUGGUGGUGCUGGUGGCAGUUUAAGUUCUGGAGCUGCAAUGUUUGACAUGGAGUAUGCAAGAUGGUUGGAGGAUGAUCAGCGGCACAUGGUGGAGCUCCGUUCGGGGCUGCAGGUGCCGCUGCCGGACGGCGAACUAAGAGUGAUUGUGGAUGGAUAUCUGUCUCAUUAUGAUGAGGUUUUCAGGCUGAAAGGGGUGGCUGUUAAAACAGAUGUGUUUCAUCUUAUUAAUGGCAUGUGGACUUCACCAGCUGAGAGAUGCUUCCUCUGGAUAGGUGGUUUUAAACCAUCAGAGCUCAUCACAAUGUUGAUACCACAGUUGGAGCCCCUAGUGGAGCAGCAAAUUAUGGGCAUACAUGGACUCCGGCAUUCGUUAGUACAAGCAGAAGAAGCUCUCACUCAAGGUCUUGAACAGCUUCAGCAGUCUCUUGUUGACACCAUCGCCGGCAGUCCCGUCGCCGACGGUGUUCAACAGAUGGUGGCAGCCAUGGGUAAGCUUGGCAACCUUGAAGGAUUUGUUAGUCAGGCUGAUAAUUUGAGGCAAAUAACCCUUCACCAAUUAUGUCGAUUGCUGACAGUCCGUCAAGCAGCACGGUGUUUUCUUGUGAUUGGAGAGUAUUAUGGCCGUCUUAGAGCCCUUAGUUCUCUUUGGGCAUCAAGACCACGAGAGACAUUGAUAAGUGAUGAUAACUCAUGCCAAACAACCACGGAAUUGCAAAUGGUUCAAUCUUCUCAAAAUCAUUUCUCAAGUUUCUGAAAUACAUAUAUAUAUAUAUAUAUUGUGUAGUAAUUGAAACCCGGUGCAAGUGGAUUUCUUUGGGCUGCUUUAGAAGGAAUGGAAAGAGUGUCAGCGUCAUCAAAGAAUUAAUAUCUUUUUUUUUUCCUUUCAAUCUUCUGCUCUUGUGUCUCUUAUGUUUUGUUAUAAUUAAAUGGAAUCCGAGUUUUAUGUGAAUGACGAGGAAGCUUCUACUUUAGCUAAAAGGAGUAGAGAAAUUUAAUGUUAAAGGAACAAAUAUGACAUGCGAGAUGUAGAUAUAUAUGUAAACAUAAAAUUGAUGCUAGUCUUCUAUAUAGUAUAUUACAUAUAGCUAGCUAGUUGCUUCUUUUAA
Glycine soja is the source of this 2123-nucleotide messenger RNA. Its product is annotated as transcription factor TGA9-like. The coding region runs from base 296 to 1771 and encodes 491 amino acids. NCBI's taxonomy places the organism in Eukaryota, Viridiplantae, Streptophyta, Magnoliopsida, Fabales, Fabaceae. Gene Ontology annotation, molecular function: sequence-specific DNA binding; DNA-binding transcription factor activity. Gene Ontology annotation, biological process: DNA-templated transcription; regulation of DNA-templated transcription. The record is from RefSeq and is a predicted model, not a curated record. The transcript has 13 exons.